CACUGAUUUGCUUUCUCUGAGUUAGAGCACAGGCUGUUAAGGCGUUUGGAUGUUCAAGCAAACCAAUAUCAUGAAACUACUGUUAUUCUUUCUCCUUUCCAUUCUCAUAGUUAAAUCUCGAGCUGCGGCCGAUUAUGAUGAAGAGGAUGAUGACGCACCAACGGUUGCAGGUGAGCAAGUAGAUGCACGAGGUCACAGGCCACUAAAAAGAACGGAGUCAUAUCAGCCUAUCAGACCGGCUCCUCUUCCUCCCAGUGGUGGCUUCAGAUAUCGAGCUCGUCCAACAAAACCGCCUACUAGUGGCCAAAAGAAAGGCCCAAUUGUUUAUCCUGACUAUGGCGGUUGCAGACACAUGGCAGAGGAGCUGGGAGUAUUGUGUCCAACUGGAUGUGAGCUGCGAACUGAACUGAUAAAACAGGAAAAGGCUGUGAAGCCAGUUGUUCAGGAGCUAACAGACAAAGUGAAGAAGCUAGAGCAAUCCUCUUUAUCUAUCUAUAGUUACACUAAUACAUUGGAUGAGCGUCUAGCACAAAGACAGAAAAAAAUAAAAGAUAAUCAGAAUGUAAUUACUGAAUACAACAAAGAGGUUGAGGAGCACUACAACUUCAUUAAAGAUAACUUGGAAAAAAACCUUCCAUCUACCCUACGACUAUUUCGUGCAAUUGUGGAUUCUUUACACGAUAAACUAUCAAAAUUGGAUGAUACUCUGACAACCCAGUUGACAGAGUGCCGCACUCCUUGUUCGGUGUCAUGCAACAUACCUGUGGUUUCAGGAAAAGAGUGUGAAGACAUAAUUAGGAAAGGAGCUGAAACAUCUCAGUUGUACCUUGUUCAACCUGAUCCUUUCUUCAAACCAUACAGAGUUUAUUGUGACAUGACAACAGACAAUGGAGGUUGGCUUCUUAUUCAGAACCGGCAAGAUGGCAGUGUUGGCUUUGGAAGAACAUGGGAUGCGUAUAAAAAAGGAUUUGGAAAUAUUGCAUCCAGUGGUGGAAAGAACUACUGUGACACUCCAGGUGAAUAUUGGCUUGGAAAUGAGAAAAUCAACCAGAUUACCAAACUUGGCCCCACGGAAAUUUUAAUUGAAAUGGAAGAUUGGGCUGGUACUAAGGUCAAAGCGCAAUAUGGAAGAUUCGGCAUUCAGAGUGAAGCAAACAAGUACCAGCUCUCAGUUAGUGACUAUAAAGGUACUGCAGGAAAUGCCUUGCUAGAUGGAGCACAUCAGCUGACUGGAGAGAACAGAACAAUGACCAUUCACAAUGGCAUGUUCUUCAGCACCUUUGACAGAGACAAUGAUGGAUGGAUAACCCCAGACCCCAAAAAACAGUGUUCUAAGGAAGAUGGUGGUGGCUGGUGGUACAAUCGCUGCCAUUCUUCCAAUCCUAAUGGCAGAUACUACUGGGGUGGACAUUAUACUCCAGAGAUGGCAAAGCAUGGAACAGACGAUGGAAUUGUAUGGAUGAACUGGAAAGGGUCCUGGUAUUCAUUGAAGAAAAUUAGCAUGAAGAUCAGGCCAGUUGUCCAAACAGUGUGAUCGUGAUAUAAACAGUGACAACAUUUUGUGCUCACAUCUGUUUCAUGAUAUGUAAACUUUACUUUACACCAGAGCAGUAAAACAACAAAAGCAAAGUGAGUAGCAUGUUCGUAUGAAGGAAUAAAAUGUGUUACUGUUUAGAACCAUUGCAAUUCUACAAUGUAAAGAAUACAAUAAAAAUACAAUGAAAUAAAGCAUUUGAAACACAUCAAACAGAAGUUCAUAAUAAAAUGUUUAUUGAGUGUAAAAAAAUUAGGUUUCCAAGUGUGAUUGCUAUAGGAGCAAAACCUGCCCUUGAGAGUGAACUCACCUUAUGAAAUUUGAACAAAAACUGAUUUUAUCCAAAUCUGGUCAAGCAUUCCCUCCAUGAGGAUAGGAUUUAAAAACUUUAUUCAAGCUGUAGAAAAGAUAGGACAGUUCAACAAAUAAUGAAGGAAUUCCUCCAUCAGUCCACUGUUACUUGGUGCAAUCCGCUGAAACAUUCUCAUUAAAAUACUUUUCUGAAAAGGCAUUUAA
Molecule: messenger RNA, 2050 nt
Organism: Varanus komodoensis (Komodo dragon)
Lineage: Eukaryota; Metazoa; Chordata; Lepidosauria; Squamata; Varanidae
Gene: FGB
Product: fibrinogen beta chain
Exons: 9
Coding region: 50-1534 (494 amino acids)
Biological process (GO): platelet activation; blood coagulation; protein polymerization
Cellular component (GO): fibrinogen complex
Molecular function (GO): signaling receptor binding
Source: RefSeq, a predicted model, not a curated record